GGUCUAUGUAUUUUUAAAAUUUUUUUUAGUGGAUUGCAUUGCUUGCUUCAAUAGUAUAUUAAUCCAGUAGUGUACUAUCUAUUAAUCUAUGGCUUGCUCUACUAGAAGGCUUUGCACUUCUAGUUUUUUGUUGUUUCACCCAAAUUAAAACAUUCAAAGUUUUAUUGUUUAUGAACUCCUAGAGUUGCAGUGAAAUAUAGAGAUCUAUAUAGACAGUUUCAAAGGGAAGUUUAUCCUUAAAGGAAAAAUGGAUCACAUAUUUUCUGUAACCAAGAGAUCUGUUAAAACCUUAAAUGCAUCUAAAGUACAGAUUUUCAGCAGAGCUGAAAAAUCAAUAAUAUGUGCAAUCUCUUGUACUAAUGUUAUUGCAUUUACCACACAGAGCAACAUUGAAGAUAAUAAUUCUUUGUUCUUCAGUUCAAAUGUGUAUGUUGCUGAUUUGAAUAAUCCUUGGCAAAUUCACAGAGUCCUUUGUAACUCUUCACCGGUGACUGUACUUCAGUGGGACUUCACUGGGAAAUUGUUAUUAAUUGGUGAUGAAAAUGGCUUUGUUAGAAUAUAUACCACACAAGAUCAUCUUUUAAACGAGUGGCACUUACAUUUGGAAGUGCCCCUAGAAGGAGAACAUAUUUUGUCUGCAGCCUUUUUUCAUCCUGGAAAAAAGAUAUGCUUGAAUACAGACAAAAAAGAUAGCACCUGUUACUUCGACAAAUUUUCCCACAUAAAAUUCGCAUCUUCAGUAAAACAGUUUGGUGGUCGUCCAGCAAAUGGGGCACUUUUAUUGACUACAACAGGGAUGUUGGCCGCAGUUUUGUUGCCACAAGCAACCAGUCAAACUCCCAUGGUCAUGGCCACAGAAAGUCUUGGUCCUACUAGAAUUUUUGUUAAAACUGCUGAUAUUUGUUAUGGAAAAAAUGGCCAUUUUCUUAUUGCCGUUAGUAGUGGAGACCCAUCAAUGCCCGUUCAAUGUUAUACCGUUUCAGUUAAGAAGGUCGAAGAAAAAUGCGUGAUCACCAGCCAAUCGUUACUUAGUUUCUUUUUGUUUGAGGCGCCUAAGGAAGCUUUAAAGCAAGUAGUAAAAGACAAAAAUUGUCAUAUAAGCCACAUAAAGUGGAUAAUGCGCGAGGAUGCUGAUUCACUUGUAGUGGCCGCCAAUAGCGAAAACCAGAGUUGUUUGCAGGUGUGGGAACUGCGAGAAAAAGCACUUCCAGUACAUAAGUCGUUUGGAAAUGCUGAAUCGCCACAGUUUUAUAAUACAGUGCUUUGGCAAUACCAAUGCCAUUUUCAAUAUAGCAGUAAAGUAACAGCAUUAGAAAUCAGCAAAUUAAGCCUAAUUAACAACGUAUCGAGCGGAUAUAUUGUAGUGACUUUCUCAGAUAAUACCGUUCACUGCUUAUACCGAGAUACUCUUAAACCUAUAGCAAGCACUUCUUUGGUGGUACCACGGUAUCAUGAUGAGCCUCUUAAUAAAUUUCCUAAAUUAACAACGAAAAUUGCCAGUAUCGAUUUGUCUUGGCUGGGGAAUGUGUUGCUUAUUAUGGAUACCGACGAUAAUCUACAUCUCUUUAAGUUGCCACCACAAAUAGACAGCUCAACGUUAAGUGUACCAUAUUGUACUACAGUAUUAGAGUAUUGUCUGAUAGCAGGCUUAGACUGGCUAGACCUAAUGUUAGUCCUAAGACCGAGCAUGAUAGAAGCAGUCUGUGAUCGCUUAACUGAAAGCUUUAACCGUCAACCUCCAUUUAUGCAACAGUUUUUCUAUGUUCAACUAUUAUGUAUUAAAACUUCCUUAUACAGGCUCAGCGCCAACAGUCAAGCAAAAGCCAACGACCUGUCAAGCUUCUUAAUGCUGCAUAGCAUUUCAACCGCAUUUAAAAGUCUACUGAGGCCAAGCGAAAUGAAUAGUCAUGAAAAAAGUCCAGCAGAUUCCCUUUCAGAGCAGGCAGAAGGUCAAACAGACGUAGACAAGGUGCUCGUACACUUGGAAGCUAAAGAAUUCACAGUGGAGCCAUCGACUUUACAAAGUUUACAACAGCUUAUCCAAUGGGUAGCCGACUUAGCUUUAAAUUUACUUGUGAAGGUGCCCGACAGUAGACCCUCUAUCGGAAAGUCGUACGAACUAAUUAAGGAUGUGAAAGCUUUAAAUAUGUUGCGGGAAAUGCUCGUUUUUAUAAGGAUUUGGGGGUUAUUGAGACCUGCUUGUUUGCCGGUGUUUAUACGAUCUGAUGCUAGUAUGGACGUUUUAGCUUUGUUGUUUAGAUUACUUAGUCGAUUAGUGCAGAAUGUGAAUGAACCAGAUGAUGCGCUUGUAGAUGAUUGUUGUUUAUUACCGAGCCAGGUGCAAGUUCAGCAAAUGCAACCAAUUAAUACUAGGACAGCAUUAGCUUCUUCUCAGUUAUCGCAAAUCAUUUUGCCACUUCAGCUCGAGUUUAAUACAGAACCAGACUGUCUGGCAAUCCCUUGUGACUCGAAUGUCAACCAAACUAUUGAUUCUAUCAGACACUUGUACUUAGGGAAAAAACCACGGGCUUAUAAACAGUGCGUGAGAUGUGGUGCGACUGCGGGUACAACACCAGUUACCAGAACGGCUGCUAUUCGAGCUUGGGAUCAAAGAUGGCUGCAAUCUUGCCAGUGUGGUGGACAAUGGAAACUGCAAAUUUGUGCAACUUAAGUUGGGAUGUAAAUUAUAUACAAUAUAUAUAAUUAAUUUCACGUUAUAAAAUCUUUAAAAAAAGAUUGAUGGAGAAAUCAUGAUGUUUUAGAAUAAACAUUGCAUUGAUUCGUGUUGUUAUAGACAUGAAUGUAAUAGAUAUUUUAAAUUAUGUUUUUAAUAUAGUAUAUUUCAUAA
Anthonomus grandis grandis is the source of this 2848-nucleotide messenger RNA. RefSeq names its product mediator of RNA polymerase II transcription subunit 16 (gene MED16). The transcript is spliced from 14 exons. Lineage: Eukaryota; Metazoa; Arthropoda; Insecta; Coleoptera; Curculionidae. Gene Ontology annotation, biological process: positive regulation of DNA-templated transcription. Bases 248 to 2671 code for a protein of 807 amino acids. The record is from RefSeq and is a predicted model, not a curated record. Gene Ontology annotation, cellular component: mediator complex. Gene Ontology annotation, molecular function: protein binding.